Molecule: messenger RNA, 12731 nt
Organism: Eriocheir sinensis (Chinese mitten crab)
Lineage: Eukaryota; Metazoa; Arthropoda; Malacostraca; Decapoda; Varunidae
Gene: bon
Product: E3 ubiquitin-protein ligase TRIM33-like
Exons: 15
Coding region: 410-4552 (1380 amino acids)
Molecular function (GO): zinc ion binding; protein binding
Source: RefSeq, a predicted model, not a curated record
GGUCACCUGUAGAAUCAAUAUCAAGGCCAUAAUCUGAUAUCCACCUCCAUAUCCACAGCCAAGGGUGUUUCUAUUGAGCCAUCCAAUGCACCUUCAGCCAUUGAAACUCCCGCCCACCACAGUACCAACCACAAAGGCUAUUUCCCCUAUCUCGACUCGUUACCCGAUACCUACUUAGAAAUCUACCACCUAUAAUCAUUAGUUCUGAUAUGAGAGUCUUGCCCAGGGGUGACGGGGGUGAAUAAGGGGGCUAAAAUAAGUAUCUGGUGGCGGCCUGCGGGACCCACAAUGCCUCACCCAGCACGACAACAAGAAACAUGUCGGUGGGACUCACGGACGAACGCCCCGGAUUUUGGUUACUAUUUCCGCAUAUCUGAGCAAGGAUAAAGCUUGAUGUCAGCACAACACGAUGGCGGAGUCCAGCCUCGAUUUAAGGCCUUUAACGGCCCUGGAAAAUCUAGUGGGAGUGCAGAUAGAGAGUUUACAAAUGGGUGACGGGCAGACAGUGGAGGAGGAGGCCGCCGUUAGUGAGCCUGGCGAGGGAAGGGACGCGGGCCAGCACGAGCCGCUCAAACUGGUGGACGAUGACAGGGACACCUCCAGCACGUCCCCUUCAGGCGUGGCGGAGGCCUCGGAGGGGGCGGCAAGGCUCGUGGGGGAGAGUGACAGCGCUGGGGUGGAGGAGGAGAGCGAGGCGGCGCCCCCUCAAGACCUCCCCGAGCUGGACACCCAGAGUGAGGACCCCCAGGGCGCGGCGCUCCCCCCAGCCAGCCCCCCGGCCCUCACGCCCCCGGAGGCACCCACGGCCAGCGAGGCGGAGCAGAGCAGUGUGGAGAAUGUGGAAAACAGUGGGGAGAACCAGGUGACGGAGAGUGAGCCUAUGGUUGUGGAGAGGGCGUGGACAGAGGCAGAGGAGAAGGAGCAGCAGGAGGAGCCCUCGCCCGCCGGUGGAAGUGGUGGCAGUGACGAGAUGUUAGUGCAGGAACCUGAGGCCAUGGUGGAGGGGGCGGGGGACUCCAGUGCCAGCAGUGGGGGCGGGGAGGGGAGUGUGUCUGGGACGGGGGCGCCGGUGACGGAGGAUCAGUUCACCUGGGACGCUGUGCACUGUGUGUUCUGCGACUCGAGUGUGCUGGACCAGGAGCCGAAGUUGCUGCCCUGCCUGCACUCUGCCUGCAAUAAGUGCCUCACUCACGAGGCUGCCGAACCUGAGAUGAACAAAGACGAGGAUAUUGUUGCCAUGGACCCGCUAAUCCACUGUCCAGUAUGCAAGAAGGGGUUCCCUCAGGAGAGCAUCCUCGACAACAUGUUCGUGUGUGAGGCGCUGAGCUGCAGUGCUGAGCGGGGGGCCAACGGGCUGGCAGAGGAGAGCUUCACUUGCACUUCCUGCACUGAUGAGGCUGUUGCGACGGGGCUGUGUACUGACUGCUCCGAGUGGCUGUGUGACCAGUGUAUCCAGGCCCACAAGCGAGUGAAGGUUACCAAAGACCACAUCAUUAAGGCGAAGGGGGAAGUGGAUUCAGACUCGCCCUCAAAGACUCAGGUCAAGAAGUCCCUCUUCUGCAAUGUUCACCCCAAGGAAAAGUUGAACCUGUACUGUCAAACCUGUGAUCAGCUUACGUGUCGAGACUGCCAGCUCAUCGAACACAGGGAGCACAAGUACAAGUUUUCAGAGGAGAUGGCCAGCCUGACUCGAGAGCGAUUGCGGCAGUUCCUCAUGGAUAUCCGCAAGAAAAGAGGCUAUAUAGAGAAUGCCAAGGAGCUGGUGGCUGAGCGCAGGCAGCAGAUUCUCAACAAGCAGGAGUCAGUGCAGGCGGACAUCAACAGGCUGGUGGAGACGUUCAUUGACAUCAUCAGGACCCGAGGCAGCAAUCUGUUUGAGUUGCUCCGUGAGGUGUGUAACAGCAAGCAGGAGCAAUUAGACAAGAAGAACGAGGUGCUGCUCCAUCUGGGCUCACAGGCUGACCACUGCAUCACGGUGGUCGAGGCUGUCCUGACCACCUCCUCCGAUAUGGCUCUCCUCUACUCUAAAAAGUUGUUGAUGGAGCAAGUGUUGAAGGUGGACAAGGACUCCCCGGACCGCAGCCUCUUCGACCGCUUCAAGGCCAAGCUGAACUCUGGGGACGACAUUUCCCUCAGGAUAUCCAGCGAGUCGAGGGGGCUUGGGAAGGCUCUGAAGGAUGUUGGCUACCUGCUGGUGGACAACAAGAUCUACCCUCCGCCUGAUGCGGGGCUGCAGAGUAAAGCCCGCUCCUCCCAGCCCUCCCCUGUGGAACAGGCAGCCUCCCCCCAGCCUCCCCAGCCCCCUCAGCCACCAGCGCUAACACCUAUGCACUCACAUAUCCAGCAGCAACAGCAACAGCAGCAGCAACAACAACAACAGCAGCAGCAGCAGCAUCACAUACAAGGCGGCAGCAACAUGCACCACAAGUUCCACACCUUUGGGCCGGCACCUCCUGGGCCUGCCAACCCCCCGGGCCUGGUGAGGAUACAGCCCAAGCCCUCCAGCCAGCCCCACCCCGGCCCCAGCCACACCUCCUUCCCUCGCAUGCCCCAGCUGACUCAGGGGCGCUCCUCCGAUGUGUCCUCCUCGGUCUCCUCCACCACACACCCCAUCGGCGAGAACAGCCAUCUGCGGGGUCUGCUUGGCUCGGGCGGGACAUACAAGCUGAACACCUUCAACCCACACCUGGCAGCACGGCUGCAGCAGCACCAGCAGCAUCAGGGGCAGGGCCGCCAUCACGACCAACAACCCUCCAGUCGGCCCUCCCUGCCCUUCAGACAGAACAUCAACCCCGCUGCUGCUGCUGCUGCUAUGGCUAACAUAUCCCAGUUGGCAGCUGUGUCACCUGGCAACACCAACCCUCUGGGCAUGGUGAGCAUGGCCCCACAGCUCAACCCUCCCUCGGGCAUCAGCAUCACCCCUGUGCCCCAGCAGAAGGCGGGACACCAGUCACACCAACAGCAAGUCCUGUCGCAGCACCAACAGCAGAAGCAGCAGCAACAACUUCUGCAUGGCAUCCUGCGUAAUACUUUGUCCCAGCCAGCCAUUGGACCCAAGCCAGACUCGCGGCAGGCAUCUCCGCACAGCACACAGCAGCCGCCACAAAUCAAGAAGGACAGCAAUAGCCCCACGCCCUCCUGGCACAUCCCACAGACAGCAGAGUCCUCUAAGUCAGCCAGCAAUAGCUCGCCCAUGGUGUCCAUCCCCUCCGAGAACGUUGACAACUCCUUCAAGAUCAUGUUGGGGUCCAGUAAAUCCAACGGAGGGGUGAGUUCCUCUUCCCCGGUCAUCCCCAACUCCAUCACCACCACUACCAUGACCACCACAACCACCACCACCUCCUCCACCAACAACAGUACCUCCAACACUCCUCCCAACUUGCCCCCACUCACAAGGAUCCGACAGAUUGUAGGCUUCAGGUCCAUCCUCCCCAAGCCCCACCACUCGUCAGAGGCGGCGGCGGAACCCGUCCUCCCCACACAGAGUGCGGACCAGGACUCAGCCUCAGAGGACAACAAGCUCAAGGUGCUGGCGACCCCGAUAGUAUCAAUCAGCCUCUCCGCCCUCACCUCAGCCGCCUCCUCCACCACCAUCGCUGACGCCCUCAGCAGCAGUACUGUCAAGGUGAAGGAGCAGCCUGGCAUACGUGCUGACAGCUCCUCCAGCCCCUCCAGCGGCCUCACCAUCACUGCUGAGGAUAGGCUGCACAUCACAGAGAAUGGUGAUGACAGGAGUCGGAAGAGAGGAGACGAGCAGAACAAUGAGAGUGAGGACAGCCUGCCAGAACUCACCAUAGACAUGGGAGCAGCAGAGGCGGCCCCUGUGGCAGUCCCGGAACCUAGGAACGGUAAAAACUUGGGCAUAGCGCCGGGCACCUCUGUUCCGUGGAGGAAGGAUCCCAACGACCCCAACGAUGACUGGUGUGCGGUGUGUUGGGACGGCGGGGACCUCAUCUGUUGUGACUUUUGUCCUAAGGUGUUUCACACACACUGCCACAUUCCCACCCUCACCCACAUGCCCACGGAGAACGAAAAGUGGCAGUGCAUGUUAUGCACCGACAUAGACAGUCUGCAGCUCCUGGACGGCCACGACAAAGAGAAGAGGAAAAUGGGCCUCACCAUGCGGGACACAAAGGUGGCUCAGAGGAUACUGCUGGAGCUGUACUGCAACUAUGAGGCGUCACAACCCUUCAGGGAACUGGUGGACCGAGAGCUGACUGAGUACUAUGAGGUCAUCAAGCACCCCAUGGCGCUAGAGAUUGUGAAGAAGAAGCUUGCUGCAGGCUCUCCAGACCAUUAUGAGUGUCUCGAGGACUUCGUCAGGGACAUCCGACUCAUCUUCAAGAACUGCUACGAGUUCAACCCUAAAGACACGGAGAUCUACCAGAACGCCAAGAUCCUGGAGGACUUCUUCGAGCAGCUGCUGGAAAAGUGGUUGACAGACUAUGCCUUUGACACCAUGGAGACCUUGCAGGAGGACCCCGACACCCCAGAGCCAAAGAAGAAGAGGAAGCUGCUGAAGGAGGCCGACGGUGUAUUUCACAUUCACUGAAGUCUUGGUAGUAAGUAGGGAGCAGCAUAUCCUCUCUCAGCAACCCCUUGACAUGUUCAGGCUUAAGUUAGUUUUUAUAUUCCUUCCUCGGUAAGCAGGCCGGCCUUGUUGAGUGGUGGAGUUUGGAUCAACAUCUGCCGAGAUCUCACAGUACAGAAUGUGUGUGUGUGUGUGUGUGUGUGUGUGUGUGUGUGUGUGUGUGUGUGUGUGUGAAUGCAUGAAUGGCACACACAAGGAGGGUGAGCAGAAAAUACACAUGUCAGCAGUGUAGUGCGCAGGACAUUAUUACACAGCUGGUUGAUUCUGUACCUCAAUAGCAAAUUAAAUUGUUCCUUAAAGUUUGUUUCUGGGGCUUCAUGACUUACACUGUUCCAAAAUUGAGUUCCUGGGAGUAGCCAGACUGAUGGGAGAAACUUCACCAAAGACGGUCCCAGAACAAGGCAGAGACCUUUUAUAUUAUUUAAUAAGUGGCUACUAUAAGUAGAACUUGUUGAAUUGCAGUUUUUGCUCAACAGUACCAAGCUUUGACUCGUGAAACACAGUGAGAUCUGAGGGAGACAGGGUAAGAGGCAGACCAUUGCAGUGAUAGUCAUUGUUAUAGUGUGUGAUUGUCAUUUAUCCCUUCCUCAAGUAAGCAAACUUAAGGGUAUUUGCAGCUGUAGUUUUAUGGAACUAUGUGAGGAGCAACAGCAAGUAAUAGUUGUCAGUUUUGUGUAUAAGUCCUAUUUAUUGUUUGUGGAAUUUGUAGUUGUAUGUGUAACAGGUUCUGUAUAUAGCUGCAUUAUAUUUUGAACAGUGGCAUCAGUUUCAGAAUCUGUCUUUUAUAAAGACAUUCACUAAUGGUAGUGAGUAACACUGUUCACCAAUUCAUGAAAACAUGUUGUACAUCAGAAGCUACACAAGGCCACUGUGAGUGCAGGAUGAGAAUGGGAAGUGACAUCUGGGUCGAGGGAGUGACUUCCCUCCAUGACUCCUUACACUUCACUGCUAUACUAGUGUGGCCUGCCUGUGGCCCACCAUCAAGGGGCAGUGACAUGCCCCACAGCUGCAGGGAAGGCUGCCUCACCACCUCUCAGGCCUCUCUAAACACACAACAUCUACAUAACAAGGGUUGAUAAUGCUUGGAUGUAGACAAACUUUGAUUACAGUACAAUAUUACUCCUAAACCUGCAUUUUCAUUAUGUAUAAUGCCAUUUUUUUAUUGCACUAUUUAUUCCCAGAAUAGAGUAGUGUUUAUCUAAAGUGAUGUUGAAAUGCAAAUGGAAUUAUGAUCUUACAGCUUUUAUUAAUCCUUUCUGACUUAUAAUUUGGAAGUACACAUCAAAAUGCGCUUCGCUUUUCCUGAUUUCUUGGAGUCGUUACAAUCACGGUGUUGUGGAAGUAGACAAUCCAGAGCAUUUUGUCUCACCACCAUUCAUGAUGAGCCAUAUUGAGUCCUGGUGGCUGCUGGCGUGUGCCUGGGGGGACGCCUGUGAUGGCUUGCUGCUGCACCGGGCCACUGAGUCUUGUGUGAUGAAGGGAUGCCUGCAGACAGUAUUACUUGAUAUUAUAGCUAUGGAGAUGGUUAAUAUUAAGACAGAAAAAGAGAUGAUUAGACUUGGCUGUUUUGACUAAGAUAUGACUGCCAAGCUGGACUUGUAUACCUUUUCCAAAGUCUUUGAGAUGUGAAGCAGAAAAUGAUGAGCCAUAUUGAGAGGAGAGAGAGAGAGUGCUUAUUUUUGAUGAGGUGAUAUUCAUUCUUCAAAGAGCUGUGGCAACCUAAUAAGUCAGGUAACCAGAUACAUGUGUGUACCCUGUGGGUGUCCAGCUGAGUGAAAAGUCAAAAUGUAUAAAAUGAAAGUGUAGUUCUCAUUGAGAAAUUGUGAAACACUGGUAUAUUGUGGACAUACACAUCAGCCCUUCAAGGAAACAUUGGCAUAUAGGUAAGCUUUGAUUGUUUCAUCCUUUGUAUGCAAAGAGCAUCAGACGUGAGGUGUACUUGUUCCUGUGUUGGUUGUCAGGCAGUGGUCAGGAUGGCUGAUGAGUUUACAAGGAUUCCUAAAAGUAGUCACAACGGGGAGGAGUGAGCGCUGUGGUGCUGGCAACAACAGCGUGGUGAUGGCUGGGCUGGGCCUGUGGUGGGGACUGUGGUUUACACUGUCUCUUGCCUCUCAAGUGGACAAUUCUCUGUGAAAAAUUGUAAUUUGUGUAUACGUGGAGAGUGCACAAAUUGUGAUGUCUGGAGAUGUGGCAUUAUGUUCAUAGGUAUAUUUUUUAAUUGGUAAUAGUAAUUUGUAUGGGUUAUUGUUACCUGGAUGCAACACGAGGAGGCUGUGCUUCAGCCUCAACAACCUUCAAAAGUGCUUUAAUCAUUUCUCCAUUGCGAGAUUAUCAGUAGUAAGAUUAGGCUGUAAAGGUUUCUGAUAACUCAGUUUGAUAUUUCUUAUAUCUAUGAUGUAAGAGCUAUGAAAAAAUGAAAUAUAGAUUUAUAAGAAAAAAGUUUUGUGUGAAAAACAGCUUAUCACCAUGUUUUAUAAAUUAUUAUUUCACACCCUUAAGUGAGUGCUCUGAAUGUGAUGUGCCGAGUAUUAGUUCCCCUUUGUUGCGGUGUGUGCUGAGGCCGUGCAAAACUCCCAGAUUAAGUGUUGUAAAAAUGCAGUGAAGACCAAGGCUCUUAUAUUGCUGUAUGGCAGUGUUUUGGUUGUGUUUACUUGUAGUGUAUUAGUGGAGACACAUGAGGGGGAUGGUGUUGGGAAGCAGGAGAAGCAACAACAGUUGGUGACUCCCAUCACAGACACCUCCAUCCCAGAACUCACUGUGAAAGUCUGUUAAACUGAUAGAUAGUGUAAUAAAUUUUGUAAUUUUACUUCCAUAUUGAUAUCUAGUCUGAAUCUGGUCUGUGCAAGAUAGGAGCUUAAAUUCAAGAAGGAAAUGACUGAAAAACCUUUUGUCAUAGACUUCUACUAUCAUUAAAAUAAAGUUCAGGAAUCUAAACAUUCACCUGUGUCCUAAGGUGUGAUACCAUGGACCUUUGACUUUAGAUUUGUCUGUCACUGGUGAAAGUUAUCUUUUCAUUGCAUGCAAUGGACUGUGUGUCUACAUCACCUCAAGAGCUGUGGUCGCCCAGCACAUUGCUUGCAUGUUGCAACUUCUUGUACUUGCAUUUAGAUGACUAUUAAACCCACUCUUCUAGUUUUGCAUCAUUUUCAACAAUUAUGUUUUAUUCCACAUUGCAGGAAGUGUUCUUCUCAGUAAUGGCAUCUUUCCCUGCAUUUUUAUGGUAUUUUCUAGUUUUCCUCCUUGAGUGCAAUGACCCCUUGGCUUUUCAUAAUUUUUGGUAGUGUUUCUGAAGCAACAGGGUUGUCAGAUGGGAAGGAAAGCAAUACUUAAUCCUAGAAGUAUUUGUUGUGAGUACAUGAUGCCUUGAUUUGAGUGCUUCUUGGAGGUGUAAAUGUAUGAGGUUUAUUUUGUAUGUAUCGCUGGUGCUCCCACAGUGAGGCCGCCACUGUGAUGCCCCAAGUGUGCUGCCUGGCCCUGUCUUCUGCAUUCCUUACUGUGCUAGGAUGGACAUGUCUUGUACAACACAGUUCAGUUAUGACACUAGGGAUUUUGUUGAUUGCAGCUUUUCUCUGUGUUAUAUUGUUUGGUGAUAUUCAUGCAACACAAAACAUCAACUCUGUAAAUAGUAUAAUAACUAAAUAAAAUUAAAAGUCUCAGGAAAGAAUUUCAUGUUUUACACCAAGCAGUACAUUCACUGUGAGAGCACUGCCGAGUUGGCCUUUGCAGCACCUCGGGAGAGGUGCUUGGGAGUCAUGCUUGACUUGCAUGACUUGGCCGUGAGCCUUUCAGCCUGAGCUGGGAAAGCUUGUGCAGCCAAGACCAAUCUUGAGAUACUUCCAAAUAACAAUUUUUCAAGGCUUAUGUGGCUAAUAAUUGCCCAUCAAUUUGAAGAUCUCACAUAAUUUUAUGAAAGAAGAUGAGUGAAGUAUGUCAGUAUAGAAACUAGACAUACAAUGUCAAGAAAUUUAGGAAUCCCUGUUCCUUGAGCAAGCAGACAGAACAACCUUCUCAGCCAGGUUUAGACAAGCUAUAGGAGUAACCCUGCACUUGUCACUUUGGUUUUACCAACCUUUACAAUUGUCUUCUUCCAGCAUUAUUUCAUUUUUGGAAAAUGUAUUUAUCAACAUUUUUAAGUAGGUACAUGAAUAGUGGUGAAAAAUGCUAGCUAAGUGGAUAUUGUUCAAGUUGUUUUUGGUGAUGAAAUGAUCAAAAUUACAGUAGUACAUUCUUGUAUCACCUUUGUUGACAGCAUCUGUCACUCUUGUGUUGUGUUGCACUGUUUUUAUCUACCCAAACAACAAAGAAUUGAACCCAAGUACAACAUGCAUCAGGAAGCCGAAGUAAAGUACAUUUUCCUAAAUGCUAUCUGCAAAUUGACAAGUUUACUUUAAUUUGUUCAGUAUUUUGAAAUUCGGCAUUGCUCAGCACACUUGAAUAAACACUGAUCACACCACCACUUGUUGCUAGCCAACUAUGCAUCCUUUCUCGUCUUACUAUAGAAAAAUCCUUUUCUUGUGUGAAAGUACAUAUUUACAGAGUAAUGAAAUACAACUACUGAAUACAGUGAGAAAUUUUAUGUAUAUCAGAUCAGCCUUGUAGCUUGAAAGUGAAAAUACUGAGUGGGCAAGGCAUUGUUGAAAAGUUUGUCAAAGGAAAGUAAAGAGAAAGUAGAUGAUUAAUUUGGUAUGAAGAUAUCGGUAAAAUAUCGGAAGAACAACAAAUUUCUGGAAAGAAGUUAAAAGAGAAUAGGAGUGAAUGGGCUGAGAGUACUGGGACAGGGAAAGUUGGAAAUGCUUCUGCCGUGGCCAGCCCUUUGGGUAAAUCCCUGUGAGGGAGCAAGGCAGGCAGUGAGAUUUAGAUAGGCGGAUUAGCCCUGCAAUAUCAUUAUUUCAAUAAUAGAAGAACUGGUGCCCAUUAAUUAGGAAACUGUGCUAUGUGCUUUUUUGUAAUGCACUGAUAAUGGAACUGUUUCAUGAUGCCUUAAUAUAUUCAAUGUGGAAUCAAAAUAUAUAAAAAAUAAAAAAUGUGUAAAUGCAAGUAAUGUCAGACGUGUAAAUAAAGAUGAAAGUACCAUUCUGAAUGAUGAAACACACACACACACACACACACACACACACAGGUGUUCCAGGCAAUCAAAAUUUUAUAUUUAUUAAAAAGGUGAUGGUAAUGGCCAGUGAGGGUUGUCACUUAUCAAGUUCCUAUUGUGUCAGAAAAAUGAAGCUCUCUUGCCUGCACACUCCAGUUUGCCUCAAGUGAUAAAGCUGUAUGUAGAUAUAUUUUAGACAGUUUAGGAGUUGACUUGUAAUAACAUAGUCUUGUGUUGCAUUCAUUGUCUGGUGCUCUUGGAGUGGAAGAAUAAAACCCAAGUCACCAUUCUGUAUAUAACUUGAGUGUAGGUAGCCUUGUGAAACCAAGCCACGUGUUCUGUGAUGAGGCUCCACGGUGUGUGCAGAUAACUGGGUCACAAGCCUGUUCAGUAGUCAUCACCUGUCUGUCGUACAAACAGACACUACACUGAUUUGCUUUGGGUUUCUGUGGUGUCCUGUGGCAGGCCAGCAUAGACAGGUAGAGGGCUGUAUUACAAGCUGAAUCCGAGAAGUUUUGGGUCCCUACAGAGCUCGGGAUGAAUAACUCUGCAGGGACCCGAAACUUCUCAGACUUGACUUGUAAUACAGCCCCUAAACUGAACUCUAUAGGGACCUGAAACUUCUUGGAUUUGACUUGUAAUAUGGCCCAGUGUCUCAAGGUGUAGUGAUUUUUAUUUUUUUUCCAGGGCAUAAAAAAAAGGUAACAAAUGUGAAAAAAAGCCCGCUUCUCAAAAUUGUCUUUGUUACUUCACCACAAUGCAGCACAGAAAGACCUGAAGUACUCAUAUGACUAUAGUAUUUCUGCAAAAAUAAAGUAAAUGCUAAGUAUUUUGUACCAAAUUGAAGUCGUAGAUGUUCAUGGAAUUGCUGAGGGAGACUAGCUGAGUAGGGUUAUAUUUCAGACCCCAAAAUGGAAUGUAUUGCAGCUGUUUUAUCAUUAUAAUAUAUAGUUAUAUAUUGAAUUAUUUGAGUAUUUUUCUUACUGGCCUUCAUUCAAUCUUUAUUUUCUUACUAAUGAGGUCCCUGUACAGUAAAGGGCGGGUAAAGAAGAGAAUGGAAUGGAAUGGAGAGUAUAAGGAACCUGUCUCGUUGUGCUAGAAGUGACACAAACCACAUCCACCCAACCACUGAGAAGCACAAUGUUCGUAUGAAAUGGUUAAAGGGUCUGUGAAGGUGGACCAGAGGCAGGUAGGGUGUGUGAGCAGGGUGUGGUUAUUCGUAAAUAUUCUUAACCCCUCGACUGCAGAUUUCCUACAAGAAGACAUCACCAAGCUACAGGAAUGGAACAAAAAGUGGCUGCUACAAUUCAACGAAGAAAAAUGUAAAGUCAUGCACCUUGGGAGGGGAUAUCCAGCAUACCAAUACCACAUGGGAAACACUCCACUAUGCACCACAGAGGCAGAGAAAGACCUGGGAGUAUCUGUUACCAGGCUACCAGUGAAAGCCAGAUCCGUGCCAAUCGCAGCGGAUGGGUUAAGGAAGAAAUGAAUGACUUGUAUUAGCUGUAUUGCAACCAUUCUUUAUUCAUCUAGCUGGUACACAUCACUCCCUCUCUACACACAGCUAACACACAGGUACUAACAUCGGCCUGCCAUACAAGCCUCCUGCAGCCUCCCGCACAGUUGUUAUAGAGAGUUGCAUCAGGCGUUCAUGUCUCAGGUUCAGCUUAAUGAUUAUGCACAUAUCAAACAAAGGAGCUCAAGUUUAUAUUGUCAAAACAGUUAGCAAGUGAUUCAUUUCAUUCAUCAUCUCCAGUAACCACCUUUGCACACCAAACAUGUCACCUCACAUUAUGUAGAAUUAAUUUCAAUGCAUGGCACUAUUGACUUUUUAUAUAUAAAUCUUGCUAUAUAUACAGUAUAUCGACAUGGUGUUGUAUUAAGGCACUUUCAAUAUGCACUGAAACUAUGAGAAACCACACUCAGCAUUCUUCCACUGGUCAGCCCACACAAGUAACCAUUCCAGCCAUUCCUUCACUCAUAGAAGUCACUGUGCUGGGAACUCAACCGCACCAGAUGAAGUGACUAACCCAAAAAGUCCGAAUGUCCGCUUGUCACCUUCACUGUUACACGUCACACAGCUUUUCAGGGUUCAUAACACUUGACAGUAGGUGGAGGAGGAAAACACGCAACACUCCAGUGAUUCCCGAGUGUGUGCUGACCCUUGCGUGGCUGUCCAAUCCUCCUUGUCACUGCAACACUCAACAUUCAACACAUAUCCCCUGCAAAACUCCACACCACUGCACCACUCAACACAUAUCCACUUGACCAUGCUUGCCAAGUCAGUCCGUAUCACUUGAACACGACUAAUGAAAUCAAGCCUCCACGUGUCUCUAGGAACAUGUAUCUUUAGAACACUAAGGAUGAUGGAUGUACAUAAAUUCCUCUCCUGUGUGCCCCGUCAUCAGCUCCUGUGCUACUGUUUGACAUAACCACACAUACAGUCCCCUGAGGAAGGACCACUCACUCUCAUUCCAAACAAUAUAUUUACCAGGAAACAAUAAGAUGAAAAUGUAACCACUAUGUAAGAACUCUAGCUUAGGUUCAUGAUACAAGACCACACUAUUACAUGUUUGAAGGUCAUAAUGAGAUCACUCUUACAAAAUGACACUUUUAUAAGCAGUGUCGCAUCAGCCAGUUAACAAAUGAAACAUGAUUGAUAACAUCUUAAAUUCAUAUUGGUUAAAAUUUUGUGCUUUAAUUGAGUAUAUUCCCUUUUCUGAAAGUACUACAUGGGGGCACCUCUUGUCCUUGUCAUUAAUAUGCUGAUAGUUUCGUGAAUGAAGAGAGGAGAAAGGAGGAGAGUGUGGAAAGAGAAAGUAAGGUGAAUGAGGAGGAGGAGGAGAAGGAGCAUGUGGGUAGGAGAUUGCUAAGUAUGGAGGUAGAGGGCAGGAGGAAAAAAAGAGGAAGGCCAAUGAAGAUCUGUAUGAGUGUACUGUGUGAGAGAUUUGAAGGAAAAAAGGGCAAAAGGGCAAGAUCAAACAAGGCAAAGGAAAAAAUAAUAAGGAAAAGGCUGGUCAUAAACAGUAGGAAAAAGUUAUCAAGACAAAGAAA